Molecule: messenger RNA, 2345 nt
Organism: Scatophagus argus
Lineage: Eukaryota; Metazoa; Chordata; Actinopteri; Scatophagidae
Gene: slc35b3
Product: solute carrier family 35 member B3
Exons: 10
Coding region: 307-1431 (374 amino acids)
Biological process (GO): transmembrane transport
Cellular component (GO): Golgi membrane; endoplasmic reticulum membrane
Molecular function (GO): 3'-phosphoadenosine 5'-phosphosulfate transmembrane transporter activity
Source: RefSeq, a predicted model, not a curated record
CUGCUCCAGCGCGUGGCCGUGUGGACCAAUAGCAUCACGGUUGAGAGGUCGCUGCGGAGCGGAAGUUGUUGGCCGUUUCUGCCACUGCAGCAAGUGCAGGCAGCUUUUAGCAGGCUAACACGCUUCUCGUCGCUCUUCGGCUGCGUGUCAUUGUGAAGAGAAAAUAUGAAAACGUUGGAAAUGUGCGAAAGAUGAAGCCGACACGUCCAGGGAAAUGAUUUUCUCCGGAAUCGCCUCUAGAGAAGAGGAUAAGCUAACGUAAAGAAACCGGAAGUGUUGUUUAAGCCCCCAGCAGCCACAGACACAAUGAGUGCCAAAUAUGGCCUGGUGGGCUACAACAGUUCACGGAAGCACAUUUCAAUCUCCAUCCCGUCGUCCACGGAGGUGAUGUCUCCCCACAUAAAGUCUGUGGAGGAGCUGAGGGUCCUGGGAAUCAACCUGAGCAGCUUCGGUGCCCCCACGCAGUUCUUCAUCUGUGUGGCUGGAGUCUUUAUCUUUUACCUCGUCUACGGAUACCUGCAGGAGUUGAUUUUUUCCGUCGAUGGAUUCAAGCCCUUUGGUUGGUACCUCACUCUGGUUCAGUUUGGCUUCUACUCCAUGUUUGGACUCGUGGAACUUCAGCUCACACAGGACAAACGCAGGAGGAUCCCAGGGAAGACGUACAUGAUCAUAGCUUUUCUAACAGUGGGCACUAUGGGCCUGUCCAAUACCUCUCUGGGCUACUUGAACUACCCCACGCAGGUCAUCUUCAAGUGCUGUAAACUCAUCCCAGUCAUGAUUGGAGGAGUGUUUAUACAAGGUAAACGCUAUAAUGUGGCUGAUGUGUCUGCUGCUCUCUGCAUGAGUCUGGGACUCAUCUGGUUCACGCUAGCUGACAGCAAAGUGGCCCCCAACUUCAAUGUGACAGGUGUGCUGCUCAUCUCCCUGGCUCUGUGUGCAGACGCCGCCAUUGGAAACGUGCAGGAGAAAGCCAUGAAACUCCACAACGGCUCCAACUCUGAAAUGGUUCUGUACUCGUACUCCAUCGGCUUCGUCUACAUACUGACGGGCCUGCUCUGUGUGGGCGGGCUGGGGCCAGCAGUGGCUUUCUGCUCAGAGCAUCCUGUGAAGACAUACGGAUACGCAUUCUUCUUCUCUCUCACGGGUUAUUUUGGCAUUUCCUUCGUGCUGGCCUUGAUCAAGCUCUUUGGCGCCCUGGUUGCAGUGACAGUGACCACCGGGAGAAAGGCCAUGACGAUCGUACUUUCCUUCAUGUUCUUCGCUAAACCGUUCACUUUUCAGUACAUCUGGGGCGGCCUUCUGGUGCUUUUCGGCAUCUUCCUGAAUGUUUACAGUAAAAACAGGGAGAAAAUGAAACUUCCCUCCAUCAAGGACCUGAGAUGCUGGCUGCUGACAGGAAGGAAAGUGCGAUUCCUUUCUCAGAACGUGUAGAAGGCACCCACAGGCGUAGUGAACGUCCUGUGCUGGCAGACCGUACGCCUGUUCACGUGUAGAGUUGGCCCACCUGUCUUUGGGAAUAUGCUGACACACCUGCCCUGAGCUACAAGCCUCAUCACCGACCACAUGGAGCCAAGGACACGUCUACAGAGUGCGACCACCGGUCAGCCUCCAACACAGCCGACACACCAUUAAACUAUGUUGGGCGACUGAGUCUUUAUCUGCCAGUACAGCAGUGGUGCAGAACUGACUCAAGUUCACUCUCUGCAGCAAACUGAAGGAAAUGUAAUUAUUUUUUUUACAAGGGGAUCAAUGCUGAUGGGCUCUUGGAAAGCCACGCUUCAGAGCCCCCCACACACAGUCCCGACACGGAGGACCACGCAGAGGACUUUCCAGACUCCUUUAAAGGGAAGCCGGCGCCUUAGCUAACCAAACCGCACAGUUUUGCACUGGAAACGACUUGUACAUUCAAACCCAUCAGUGGGUGGGAAAAGCUGAAAUGUUGGAAGACAAGAGCACAGAGCGACAGGUUGAACUGUCAUGUCUGAAAAUGAAUGUUCAUUCUCAUCUCCUCCCGAAAGAAACAUCUUGAUUUAAAAGGCAGAUUUGCCCCCCGCAUGUGCCAGGAAGACACAACAGAACUUGGUUUUACUUAAUCAUCGUCUUGAUGAAAGUGGCUUUUUUUCAUAGUUUAUUGGUAAUUUAUAUCUGAUUGUGCCCCGAAAUACGUGUGUGUGUGAGUGUGUGUGUGUGUGUGUGCGCAGACGUUUGUGGGGAAUAUGGAGACACUUGCUCUUGUAUACAUCAACACAUCAAAAAUGUCAGCUGCCAUAAUUUGCUAACCAUGUGUUUGGGUGAAAGGGUCCCACUGUUUUUACAUUAAAACAAACUGAGACGUUUCUCUUCAA